This is a messenger RNA of Nematostella vectensis (starlet sea anemone), 3522 nucleotides long. Its product is annotated as glutathione hydrolase 1 proenzyme. Bases 121 to 2007 code for a protein of 628 amino acids. NCBI's taxonomy places the organism in Eukaryota, Metazoa, Cnidaria, Anthozoa, Actiniaria, Edwardsiidae. Gene Ontology annotation, cellular component: plasma membrane. Gene Ontology annotation, molecular function: glutathione gamma-glutamate hydrolase. Gene Ontology annotation, biological process: glutathione catabolic process. The transcript has 10 exons. The record is from RefSeq and is a predicted model, not a curated record.
UCACACAAUAGGAGCAUAUUUUGAUAACGUGGUUCCUCACGCGGAACGAGUGUCGUCACCACGCUGGUAUCCGAAAGUAAGCUGAAUUCUGUCAAGGACCAACUAAACCAUUUAGUAAUCAUGACGCUACAGGAGGAGGAGGAGGAUCUUGAAGAAUACGAUCCUGCAUUGGAAGGCGCGAGAGAACGUCGGCGAAAAUCCAAGCUGUUCCUUUUUGGAAUCAUAGCCCUCGUCGCUAUCGUCAUUAUUAUCGUCAUCGUGGUGGUGGCCGUGACGCUGUCACGCAAGGCGGACAAAUCAUCCGGUAGUGUGAAGGGUGACGAUGCAAAGCCGACGAACAUCACCAUCCUCCCCCUGCCCACGGGGCCGCCAGACUCAGGGGGGCCGUACAGACACGCGGUGGUGGCAGCAGAUGCGGGGCAAUGCUCAGAAAUUGGCCGCGACAUCAUGCACAAGAAAAACGGUUCAGCGGUAGAUGGUGCGGUCGCAGCGCUUUUCUGUAUUGGCAUUAUCAACAUGCACUCUGCAGGGAUAGGGGGUGGGGGCUUUAUCACCGUGUAUAACAGGAGCAGCAUGUCGGCAGAAGUGUUCGAUUUUCGCGAAGAGGCCCCAGGCGCAUCUAAUACCACAAUGUACAUUAACAGCUCUCUCAGCUCUACUGUGGGCGCAUCCGCUGUGGCCGUUCCCGGCGAGGUAAAAGGUUUUCAUGCCGCUUGGAUGAAGUAUGGCAGGUUACCAUGGAAACAGCUCGUACAACCUGCAAUCGACCUUGCCGCAAAUGGGUUUCCACUCGGGGCCCACCUGUACUACGCCAUGACAAGAAAGUCUGUCAAGAAGUUAAUAAUGGAUCCCAAGAUGGGCAUCAGCGAGAUUUUAGUCAACGAAAAAGGCGAACUGCGUCAACUUGGAGAACUUAUCAAGCUACCAAAACUGGCAAACACGCUCAAACGGAUUCGUGACGACCCAGAAUCAUUCUACAAAGGCGACCUGGCGCGUGACAUAGUGCGUGACAUACAGAGUAAUGGGGGAAUAAUCACGCUCGAUGACAUGGCUAACUACAAAGUCAAGGUCAAAAAGCCCUUGGAGAGUACCCUGGGGAAGUACCAUUGGUACUCAGUACCACCCCCAGGGAGUGGUGCGAUCCUCGGGCUGAUAUUAAACAUCUUGCAAGGUUAUAAUUUUACCGCCGCUGACCGACACGGUGACGCGAACUCCACCCUCACGUACCACCGUAUCGUAGAAGCGUUCAAGUUCGCUUAUGCGUACCGCGCAUUGUUAGGCGACGAGGAUUUUUACGACCUUAAAGAGACGCUGGCAAACAUCACCAACCCAGCAUUCGCCGAGAGCUUGCGACAGAAAAUUCUAGAUAAUCAGACAUUUACAAACUUCAGUCACUAUGGUAACUUCUUCUCCACCCCAGACGACGCAGGCACUUCGCAUCUUUCUCUUUUGGCGCCAAAUGGCGACGCUGUAUCUGCCACUACUACCAUCAACCUUUACUUUGGUAGUAAAUUCCGUUCUACGUCGACUGGAAUCAUAUUCAACAAUGAAAUGGAUGACUUCUCUACUCCGGGCAAACCGAAUGCGUAUGGCAUCCCGCCUUCCGCGGCGAACUUCAUAGUACCGCGCAAGAGGCCACUGUCUUCCACGGCUCCGUCAGUGUUUCGUGACGAUAGCGGCGAGGCACGGAUAGUCGCUGGUGCUUCAGGGGGGACUAAGAUCACCACUGCCAUAUCACUGGCGGUGAUGAACUACCUGUGGUUUAACCGGACUCUGUCCCAGUCCAUAGUGGACCCAAGGCUCCAUCACCAGCUCAUGCCGAUGUACAUCCGUGUAGACCGGGAGUGGCCUGUGCCCCAGGCCAUCCUCGACGGACUCGAAAGGCUUGGUCACACGGUCAAACUGGUCAGCGGUAGCGCUGUGGUACAAGCGGUGGCGAAGGGAGAGGAUGGUUUGCUGUACGGCAAAUCAGAUCCCAGGAAGUACAGCUGGGCUGCUGGUUUCUAGUUUUUCCAGUUUUUCACACUAACUAUUUAGGCAAACGUCUCAAAUUCUAUAAAUUAGUGUACAUACUACAUGUAUAUUGUCAAAGAUAUUUGGUGUACUUUUUACAUUUAACCCAAGCAAGAGCCACUUGUAUACUUUUUAUCUUCUUAGAGAGAUGGCGCUUAUAUGAAAACUUUAGCUCUAAAAGGAAGUUUAAUUAAUUAUUUUUUUUAACUUGAAUAGAAUACAUACGAGGACACAUUAAGUUGCGGUCUUACAUUUGGUUAAGUACAAUUAAAAAUCCCGAGACAGUUUAUGGAGGAGGGUGGGGGGGGGGGAGGAUACUCAGUUAAACAUGGCGUACUGAGAGUCGGACAGCAAGAAAUAUCAUACCCGAACAUUCCCAUGAUAUAAACUUCCUGGACAAAAAUGGGUUACACUGUUUUGUUAAACACGAGGAUCCGCUAUAAAAGGGAAAGCUCUUCCCAUCUCCGGGCUCAAAUUUACAAUUAUAAUCAGGACACUGCCAUAUAAGCGGGCACAAAUUAUAAGUCUCCUGUAAAAUUACUUAUCUCUGAAGUCUCUUAAGUCAGCUGGAAUAAAACUAUUUUUGCACAGGUAACAAGACAGUUGUGUUAAGAGAUUGAUAACUAUGUGAUUCGCCUUCCAAUUCUAAAUUUUGCGCUAUCCAUAAUCUAAUGCAUCUGCAUAAAUUAUUCUCGCGCUGUCAUGGGAAUGCUUGUAUUUUAGAGCGCACACAGCUUGGUAUAGCAUUAUUUUACGAUAGAUAGACACUUUUUUAGAUGGACAACUCUAGGAAUGAUAUUUAUUUUGUUUUACAAUAUGAAAUUUGAAUUUAGCGCUCAGAGCAAUUGUCCUGACAUGUUGACUACUCAUUGACGGCUGAUUGAUAACUGCUUGUUCUUGAGCCCGGGGGUGGGAGGAGCUAUCCCUCUUAUAGCGGAACCUUGUGUUUAAAUAGAUGGGUCAUCCUCUCAAAAACACAUAGCGAACUGCAGUGCUGAAUAACCUUUACGGGCCUACUAGGAAAAGACAAAUUUGACUAAAAUGAUUUUGUUAUACUGGUGGCUCACAAAGAAAGACCUCAACCUUUCUGCUCUUUUAUUUUUAAGAUAUGAACUCUCCUUAUGAUAUCCGUAGUUUAAGCUCUUUCCUAAUAACAUGCAUAGUAACCAUUUCUUUGGGAUUUUAGCGAAAAUGGACCAUCAAGCGAGCUUGAUUGUACGGAAAUUGUUCCUUAAUCGAUCUAAACCUCGAUGGAGGUUUUUAUUGGAUAAUUAUUGUUAAAAGCAAAUGUAAAACUCGGAUUAAAUACGGAUAGUAUGGCGCAUUAAUGAUGGGGUCCUGUACAAGAUGAUGUUUUGCCUCUGUCUAGCGACAAAAUAAACACAACAAGAUCAAGAUACUCAGGCAUUGGAUAAAUGAAAUUAUAGGCAUUUAUCCAAUGAAUUUGAUGGGAUUACUGUACAGCAAAAAUAAUAAGGCGGAUUCUUAAAUAAAUCUAUAAUGAAACAA